GGGAAUGGAACCUCAGAUUGUUAGGUAACCAGGCUGUAGUUGGUUUCUUUUUUGGUUUCUAUUUUUAUACUUGUAACGUUACGCGGUAAAAACAUGGAUGCCCUUCACAGACAUCGUUCUCUUUACAAAGGGACUACGCCACCGUGGAAAGAAACCUACAGGAAGCGUUGCGUAGAGAGGUUGAAAAACAGUCGCUCACGUUUAUUGGAGAGGUACCGGCAGAUGGGAGAGGCUCGGCACUGCGCGGGGAACGGUUCUUUCCUCGUCAAGGAGGUGAUGGAGGAGGAGUGGAGCGCGCUCCAGUCAGCCGACAGCAGACUGCCCUCCCUCUGGGGUAAAGAUGGCAUCGUGGAGAUGUACAGUGUCAUGCAGGACAGAGAUGAACUGUCGGUCCUCGAGGAGAUUCAGCAGGAGCUGGUGUCACAAGAACUGCUGAUUAUUGAGGAGUAUGAAAAAAGCAUGCAGUUUGAGGAGGGGUUCUUAAAUGCAGCGGUGGAAGGAAUGGAAGAGAACGGACAAAUUAUAUGUCCAAUUUGCCACAUGAACAAUCUGACAGUUAACAGCCAUUUUACUUCUUGCCAGUGUGGGUUAUACAUCAACACAAGGCACAGGAAUAUUACACCUGAAAAUCUGAGAUCACUCCUCGAGAGCAGAGUCACAGAGCACAUGGAAGAAUGUCUGCAAAAUCCAGUCUUCUCUAUGGCCAGCAACAUAGACGGGUUUUCAAAUCUAAUUAUCAGUUGCAAGGUGAGCGGACACUUUUACAAUAUUAUUUUUUUUUUAAGUUCAAUAGCCUCAAAUUAUAACCCUUGACUCAUUUAAAAAUGAUUCGAAGUGGAUUUGGAUGUAACAAAUGGCAUUCUUCCCCCCAGGUGUGUGA
This is a messenger RNA of Megalops cyprinoides (Indo-Pacific tarpon), 880 nucleotides long. RefSeq names its product RPA interacting protein (gene rpain). Bases 94 to 813 code for a protein of 239 amino acids. Gene Ontology annotation, cellular component: PML body; nucleus. The record is from RefSeq and is a predicted model, not a curated record. The transcript has 6 exons. NCBI's taxonomy places the organism in Eukaryota, Metazoa, Chordata, Actinopteri, Elopiformes, Megalopidae. Gene Ontology annotation, biological process: protein import into nucleus.